GAAGAAGAAAGCAUUGUAGAAUUGUGUGAGAAAUAGAGACACAUGAACCCUUAUAUAUAGCAUCGGAUGAAACAUAGAAAUGAACGAUUAAAAUAAUGUUUAAAAUGUGUAUUUAUUGGAAAUUGAGAGUUCUAUAAUUGAGAGUUUCACUGUUGAGUUGACCAAGUAGUCGCUUGGAAGCAUGAGAGCGCGGGUUAAAGAAAUUGCCGUUGCGUGAUCGGAAACCUGAUUUGGGCGAAAGCAAAUGGCGAAAGUUUGCUGUGAUUUUCGGUUCCUUCUCUUGGUUGCAGCUGGCGUCUUCAUCUACAUUCAGAUGAGGCUUUUCGCAACACAAUCAGAAUAUGCCGAUCGCCUUGCUGCUGCUAUUGAAGCUGAAAACCACUGUACAACUCAAUCACGGUCAUUGAUUGAUCAGAUUAGCUUGCAACAAGGACGCAUUGUCGCCCUCGAAGAAGAAAGGAAGCGUCGAGACCAAGAGUGUGGACAAAUGAAGUCUCUUAUUCAAGAUCUUGAAAGAAAAGGCGUACAGAGGCUGAUCGAUAAAAUCCAGGUUCCAGUGGCAGCUGUUGUGGUCAUGGCAUGUAAUCGUGCUGAUUACCUUGAGAGGACUAUUAAGUCUGUUUUGAAAUAUCAAAGGCCCAUCUCUUCAAGAUAUCCUUUAUUCAUAUCUCAGGAUGGUUCAAAUCCAGAUGUUAAAAGUAAGGCUUUGAGCUAUGAUCAAUUAUCUUAUAUGCAGCACUUAGAUUCUGAACCAAUUCAGACUGAAAGGCCAGGAGAGUUAAUUGCUUACUACAAGAUUGCACGUCAUUACAAGUGGGCUCUAGAUCAACUGUUCUACAAGCAUAACUUCAGUCGAGUAAUCAUUCUUGAAGAUGACAUGGAAAUAGCACCUGAUUUCUUUGAUUAUUUUGAAGCUGCAGCAGCUCUCCUUGACAAGGAUAAGUCCAUUAUGGCUGUCUCAUCAUGGAAUGACAAUGGACAGAAGCAUUUUGUACAUGAUCCAUAUGAACUUUAUCGCUCAGACUUCUUUCCCGGGCUAGGAUGGAUGCUGGCUAAAUCUACAUGGGAUGAACUAUCACCAAAAUGGCCAAAGGCUUACUGGGAUGACUGGUUCAGACUAAAAGAGAAUCACAAAGGACGGCAAUUUAUCCGUCCUGAAGUAUGCAGAACAUAUAAUUUCGGCAAGCAUGGUUCUAGUUUGGGACAGUUUUUUGAGCAAUAUCUUGAGCCGAUCAAGCUGAAUGAUGUCCAGGUUGAUUGGAAGUCAAUGGACUUGAGCUAUUUACUGGAGGCCAAAUAUGCUAUGUACUUUGCCAACAAUGUUAAAACAGCUAAACCUGUCUUUGGAGCUGACAUGGUUCUAAAGGCAUCUAAUAUUGAUGGUGAUGUGCGUAUUAAGUAUAAAGAUCAGUCAGACUUUGAAAGCAUUGCCAGCCAAUUUGGUAUAUUUCAAGAGUGGAAGGAUGGUGUUCCCAGGACUGCCUAUAAAGGAGUAGUUGUUUUCAGAUAUCAAAGCACAAAGCGGAUAUUCCUUGUUGGUCCCGAAUCUUUGAAGCUACUUCAGAUUGAAGAUUCUUAAUGCUGGAGGAGAUAAAAAAAUAUUCAUAGCGUUAAAGAAUAGUCGUUUGAAGAUCGCAACAAAGUGUUGCUGAGUGAUUUAUACUGAGCUUAAAAUAACAUCCGAUAUAGAUACAUACUGUCUGAUCCUCUUGCUUAAAAUAGGGUGCGCUGAAAGGGUAAAAAUGCAUACGAGAAUGUGCUAGAAAACAAUUAAGCCACCAUCUGUAUCCUGUAGAGAUUGAAAUUUUGUUUCAUGAUGCGCUGAGGUCCUAGAGUAGCCAUUGGAAUCAUAUAUAUUACCAUUCUUCAUGUACUAUUGAUAGAAACUAGAAAUGUCUAUUUUUCAAGGUAUUUUAGAUUUGCAGUUCACAGUU
Molecule: messenger RNA, 1934 nt
Organism: Lotus japonicus
Lineage: Eukaryota; Viridiplantae; Streptophyta; Magnoliopsida; Fabales; Fabaceae
Product: alpha-1,3-mannosyl-glycoprotein 2-beta-N-acetylglucosaminyltransferase
Exons: 18
Coding region: 245-1579 (444 amino acids)
Cellular component (GO): Golgi apparatus
Molecular function (GO): alpha-1,3-mannosylglycoprotein 2-beta-N-acetylglucosaminyltransferase activity
Source: RefSeq, a predicted model, not a curated record